UACCAUCAAAAGAGAGAGUUCAUUCUUUUUUCUUUUUUUUUUUCCGUUUUUAUUGGUACCAGGGAUUGAACUCACGACCGCACACUUGCAAGGAAGGCACUUAUGCCGCUGAGCUAAAUCCCCAGCCCCCAAGAGUCUGUUCUUAACUGUGCUAUUAAAAUUUUAUUAAUUGUGGUAUCUCUCCUGGCUCCUCCCCAUGCCCCCUGUUUAAAUUUCAGUGUGGCUGCUUAAUUUCAUGGCUCAACUUGCUUCCUUUUACUUAUUUUAUUUUUUGGGUGGCUAGCACAUGUGAUAGGCACGUGAUAACCAGUGAGCUAUACCUCUGGCCCACUUUUAUUAUGACAGUAGAACAUGCAUAAUAGAAAAUUUCCUAUUUUAAAUUUAUAUUUCAGGAACAUUUAGUGCACUUAUUUGGGCAACCAUCAACACAUCUAUCUCCAAAAUGCUUCCCUGCUCCCCAGCUGAAAGUCUAUUCCUUUCUUUUUCUUUUCCUUUUUUAAACUGGGAAUCGAACUUAGAACAUUGUGCUUGACAGGGAGGUGCUGUGCUACUGAGCUACACCCAUGGCCCUCUAUACCCGUUUCAGACUGACUCCUCUUGCUCCCCUUUAACAGAAACUGGUAACCUUUUUUCCACUUUUUGUCUCUGAAUUCGACUGUUCUGUGUGCUUCCAUGUAAGUGGAAUCAUAGUGUUUGCCCUCUGUGUCUGGCACAGUGUCUUUCAGGUUCGCCUGUGUCACAGCAUGUGGCACAUCCUUUUUAAGGCUGAGUACUAGUCCAUUGCAUGUAAGGGCCACAUCUUGCUUAUCCAUUCCUGAUGGGCACUUGGGUGGCUUCCAGUUUUCAGUGAUGGAAUAGGGCUGCUAUGAACAUGACCGUUCGAAUAUCUAUUCCAGACACACAGUUCUCGGUGUUCAGUUCUUUCGGGUCUGUACCCAGAAGUGGGAUUGCUGGACCCCCUGGUAAUUCUCAGUGUAGUUUUUGAGGAACUACCACACAGCUUUCCACAGCAGCUGCACCAUUUUACAUUCCCGCCAGCAGUGCCCAAGGGGUUCCAGUUUUCCCACAUCCACACCAGUGUUUGCUUUCUGUGUUUCUCAUAGUCACCAUCUUGAUGGGCAUGAAAAGGCACCGCCCUUUCUUGUGUACUCUGUCACCCCCUUUUUUGCAACUGCCUCGUUAAACUCAGGUCAACAGCCAAACUCGUCCCACCUCUCCUAGCGCUCUCCUGAUGUCAUAGCUGGGGCCAUCUGUGUCUUCCUCCUGCUGUCCCACUGGCUGUAGGCCCAUCCCUUCCUCUCUUCCCCAUAUGUACAGGCUGACAUUUUGUCUCUUGCCCAGAUUAUUGUCCUCUCCCUGUUCUGUCCUAACCACCCGGAGGCCUUGUUCCCUGGCAUCUGAGUCAGCUUUCCAUCGCCCACCAGAGGAAGAGGGCAAUGUCCAGCAGCGGCCACCUCUCAUAGGCCUAGCGGUGUACCAGGUGGCCUGCACCCCAGGCUGAGUGCCGUUUGAUAGAUGAACAGGCAGGUUCCGAAGACAACGCUGAGGUCACAGCUAGUAAGCAGUAAACCGGGGUUCAUACCAGUUCAAGAGCAGCUCUUCCAUCCUCGGCACAAACCUUAAUAGUUCACGUGCGUUAGCCAAGAGAAGCACCAAUGAGGGACAUGCAUAAGGGGAGAUGGCAGUGGCUAGGGAGCUGGGAGCUGGACCUGGCUUUCUGCCUCUGAUGUCUGUCUACGGCCAAUCCCCAUCUCUCCAAGUCCUUGGCCUGACAAGGUCCUGUACCGCUGUUUGCAAAGUGUUUGCCAGCCUUACUCUCCCCCUACUACCUCAUCCCUUGCCCCAGGGCAGACGGUCCCCCUUGCUCUUACAGUUCUGAUGUUUUAGCCAGCCUUCCCUGCCCCAAAUCAGUUGCUACUUUCUCCCUGAAACCUGUAUUUCUGCAUAUUGGAAGAAAUCCUGAGCCAGUCUUAAGCUCCUGCAACACUGACUGCACAGCUCACCAGUACCCUUCUGGAGAGAUGCAGCCCUCCCACAGCUGAGCCCCGCUGAGUAAACAACACCUUGUCUCCCUGCAGGGAGCGCCUUGCAGAUCACUGCAAUGUCCCCUAGCUGCAGUUUAAAAAGUGGGGGGAAGAAAUGCAUGAAACCCAGGAGCCGAAAGGAGCUUAGGCACCAAGCGUUUCACACAAGGAUUUCCGCUGUGCCUGUUUCCCUUUGUCUGCGUCCCUGACUUCCCUGCGUCCAUGCGUCUCUGAGAGGGAGGAGAGCUCCCUUCAGCCUAUGCUCCCUUAGCCAAAUUACUUCCAGCCUGAACUUGGAAAGUCAAACUAACAACCAGGAAAACAGCCACCUGUGUUCAGCUUGGGCUGAAGAGGUGUGGAGGCUCUUUGGGAUUUGAUUCCACACAGCCUGUCUGAAGGUACAGAGAGGGAGAAGGGCUCAGUGAUGACCCAAGGUGAAGCGGCUCCUCCUGGCCCGAGUCCUGUACCUGCUCUUCCCUGUGGUACAGUAACCUGGCCUCCAGAAAAGGCAGAGAUUUCUUCCCCAAGGCAGGUAAGUGUCGGUCUUGUCUGUGUGUCCAGCUCAGAGCUGGUACACUACUGCUAGCAAAUAAAUAAUUGGAGGAAAGAGCAGGCAGUGGGAAAGGGCUCCCACUCUCAUCUGCUGCCCAGAGCCAGAAGGCGCAGGAGGCAGGGCUGCGCCAUGACUGGGCUACCGCAGGCAGCCUCUAGGCCAAGACCAGUGACCUUCCUGCCAAUCAACCCAGAAAUGGUGCUGGUUGCGAGCACGAGGACUCAUCCCUAAGAGUUCUCUCGCUCUGCUGGCCCCAGAUGAGAUGGCCCGGGGCAUAGGCCUCAUCCCUUAGAUCCCUGGCCCCCGCUCCUCACAAUGUAAAAAAUAGGGACAGCUAAAGAGUACUCUGUCCUGUGCUGGGACUGCCAGGUCAAAGGUGGUCAGUGGUUCAGUGAUGCAACAAUAUUUGUCAAUUACCUGUCUGCACUGGGGCCUCGAGAUAAAGCCCAAGGACCGCCUCCAAUAAUUUCUCAUGUAGGUGGGACAGAGGUUACUGUAACACACCAUGGUCUGCGUGGUCGGAAGGCACCAGGCCAAGACCCAAGGGCCUCAGAUAGGCCUCUAGGAGGAAGUGACAUCCAAGCUGAAGUCCAAAGAACAAUCUGUAAUUCGUCAGAGGUCAAUGGGGAAAGAGUGUCCUGGGCGAAAGGGACAGGAUGUACAAGACUUAGACACAACACCGUGAUGUGGCCCUCGGUGGUGGGCCAGGGAAGGAGUAGAACCUGUCUUGAGGGCCCUGGUGAGGCAGCAAGCCAUUUGCAAGGAAGCACUUGGAAGGUGCCACUCAGCGGUGGUCCUGGAGGGAGACCUGAGCCAGGCAGGCUGAGCAGGGAUCGCCCCAGGCUGGAGGUUGGCCACCAGAUGGCGCUGGAGUGGCCUAGCAGCACUGCUCGGGAAGACCCUGAGGACAGAGCUUUUCUAUGUGCGGCUACAUAGUUCAAGGCCAGCCUGAACUACACAGUGAGACCCUGUCUCAAAAAACAAAGCAAAAUGGGCUGGGGAUGUGGCUCAGUGGUAGAGCCCUUGCCUUGUAUGCACAACAUCCUGAGUUCAAUCCCCCCAGCACAAAAACAAAGCUAGAGAAAAGAGGGCUCUAAAAGGGACCAAGCACAAGCCCACCACGUUAACCAAUAGAUCCCUAAACAUAAAGUGAAGGGUGGUGUAGCUCAGUAGCAGAGCUCUUGCUAGCAUGGUUGUCCUGUGGUUUUCAGAUUGACUCAUCUUCCAGACUUAUCAUAGAUCAGACCGCAUCCCAUGCCCUGUGACAGCAUGGUGACUGACGAGUGGGGAGGGCCCUGGUGGAAGUGCAGACUUGUCUGGGUCACUGAGGGGACAGGUGUGCUGCAUUUGGAGAAGAGAAAGUGGGAAGAGCAGCCACUCACCAGGGAGGUAAACAGAAGACAGAGAAGGGGUCAAUCAGAUGACGCAAGCUGGCAGGGUAGAACUCCAAACAGGGCUUGCCCAUGGGGACCCCAGUGAUACAGGACAUCAGUGGGGAGAGUCUGAGGGGUCACAGAAGUCAAGGGCGUGGGGCCUCUUAAAAUGAGGGAUGACUCUGCAGCCUACAUGGGCCUCUGCACACACCAACUGGGGACCUUCCUCCAGAUAGUGCACCCCUGGAUGGCCUCACUUGACAUGAUUCUGAGCACCUGUGUGUUAGGAGUCAUUGUGACCACAGGCACAGCGCAGGCUCCCUUCAAAAGCAAGGCUCCAAGCCUGCAGGCAGAAGUGAGAAAACACUGGAUGCUUUGAGAAAGGCACAAGAGGCUGAAUGCAGUAUAAGCACCAUGAUUCUGGAAGAAUAAAUGGGCCAAGGGAAGAAAGCCGGCUGGGAGGCCACCAGGGUAGACUGGGAGGGAGGGGCUAGGAGGUGGAGGAGGCAGAACAAGGGUCAGCAGGGAGGAAGCCAGGACCUGCUGACUGUCCGUCCAGCAGGGAAGGGAGAGGGAAGAGCGGUGGAACAAGCUGGGACCUGACCAGGAGACACAGAGGACAGAAGACUCUAGGUGAACAAGGAGGUGGCAGCCAGCAGCUGUGGCCCAGAGGAAGUGGACAGCUCUUAGGGGGGCCCAGAAAACGGCAUCGGCAGCUACCCAGACUCCGUGCUCCCCCUGCAAAACUUACCUGAAGGCUAAGUCUGUGCCUCUCACACACAUCCUCAGUUCAGAUGCCCUGUGCCCCGCUCCCCGGGCAGCUCUGCACCUCCCCCUCCAUCCCUGAAGUGACCAUAACUCUUUUCAAGUCUGCAGUGUGCUCACACUGCCGCCAAGUCCAAAAGCUCAAGGCUGAAAACAAGAGCAGCUGACGCCUUAACUCGUGGCGACCCACUGUCCUGUUAAGCACCACCUCUUCCUGCCCACCAGCCAGGGCAGCGGCUGCCCCUAAGAGCCAUUAGCCCUGUGUCCUGCUACCCACCAGUGGCCGCUGUCCUCUGCAGAAUGUCCAGCCAGGACUUAAGCAUCGCUGCCAAGCUCAUCAAUGGAGGAGUAGCAGGAUUCAUGGGGGUGACCUGUGUGUUCCCCAUCGACUUGGCCAAGACCCGGCUGCAGAACCAGCAAGGGAGAGACAUGUACAAAGGAAUGGUCGACUGCCUGAGGAAGACAGUGCGUGCGGAGGGCUUCUUUGGCAUGUACCGAGUAAAAGAAGCCCUGCUGCCGCCUUGGGAAGCUGCCCCUUGGGGGGACCCGGCAGCUCACCUCUGCUCCCUGCCAUCAGGGGCCGCAGUGAACCUUGCCUUGGUCACUCCGGAGAAGGCCAUCAAGCUGGCAGCCAACGACUUCUUUCGGCAGCUGCUCAUGGAAGAUGGCGCGCGGCAGAACCUGAAGAUGGAGAUGCUAGCCGGAUGCGGGGCUGGAAUGUGCCAGGUGGUAGUUACCUGUCCCAUGGAAAUGCUCAAGAUUCAGAUGCAGGACGCGGGACGCUUGGUGGGGCACCCCCAGGGCUCAGCUGCAGCGUCCCCAUCCUCCAGGUCCUACAGCACAGGCUCAGCUUCUACCCACGAGCGCUCCUCUGCCACCCUCACUGCCCGGGAGCUGCUGCGCACACAGGGCCUGGCUGGUCUCUACAGGGGUCUGGGAGCCACCAUCCUCAGAGACAUUCCUUUCUCCAUCAUCUACUUCCCGCUCUUCGCCAACCUCAACCACCUGCGAGUCGGCGAGCACUCCGGGAGGGCCUCCUUCGCGCAUUCUUUCGUGUCAGGCUGCGCUGCAGGCUCUGUGGCUGCGGUCGCGGUCACACCCCUGGACGUUCUGAAAACUCGAAUCCAAACCCUGAAGAAAGGCCUGGGUGAAGACAGCUACAACGGGAUCGCCGACUGCGCCAGGAAGCUCUGGACCCGGGAGGGCCCAGCAGCCUUCAUGAAGGGAGCAGGCUGCCGCGCCCUCGUCAUUGCGCCCCUCUUCGGCAUCGCCCAAGGCGUCUAUUUCCUUGGUAUUGGGGAGCUCGUCUUACGGGGGUUACAGUAGCUCUUGCUGGGUGCAAGGCCCAUGUCCUAGUCUGGAGAGGUGACAGGAGAGGAAAGCAUCCGCCUCUAGCGCUACCUGUGCCUCAGACACAGCCCUACUCCAAUAGGCAAGCCAGCCCCCCAAAGCUGCAUCUGUGUCCUGUGGCAGUGCAGCUACAAGGCCACUCAGAGGCCCCUCAACAGCGCUGGCCUGGGCUGGCUGCACAGUCCUGCCAGCAGGGAACGCACAGGGCCCUUCCCGCAUUUCGCACUGCCUUUCCUCAUUCGAGCUCGGUGCAGAUGAGUCAAGAGAGGAUUUAGUGUUGUUAGUCUCAAGUUAACUAACCUAUGGUCAAGUAGUAGCACUGAUGUUAAAGAGAGGGGUCAGGGCCCCAAGGGGACCAGGGCCGGCAUCACAGACAUGGCUGGAGCCAGCAGCUGCCUUGCUGGGUCCUCCCGAUGACACCACGGGACACCGGCUGAAAUAAAGCUCAAUGCAGAGGAA
This is a messenger RNA of Cavia porcellus (domestic guinea pig), 6524 nucleotides long. It is a transcript of the gene Slc25a18, whose product is annotated as solute carrier family 25 member 18. Gene Ontology annotation, molecular function: L-glutamate transmembrane transporter activity; L-aspartate transmembrane transporter activity. NCBI's taxonomy places the organism in Eukaryota, Metazoa, Chordata, Mammalia, Rodentia, Caviidae. The transcript is spliced from 12 exons. The record is from RefSeq and is a predicted model, not a curated record. Bases 5016 to 6041 code for a protein of 341 amino acids. Gene Ontology annotation, biological process: aspartate transmembrane transport; L-glutamate transmembrane transport; malate-aspartate shuttle.